GAGGCGCAGCAGGCUUUGUGCUGAAAGCCGGUGUGCGAAGUCACAUUAAUUGGAGAAUAAGCCUGUGAGAAGUGGCUGAGGGAGGGAGCUGGGGUUGGCUAGUUUGGAGAAGAGGAGGCUGAAGGGAGACCUUAUCACUCUCUGCAGCUACCUGAAAGGAGGUUGUGGUGAGGCUUCUGAUCACCAUGGCUGCAGUGGAUCAUUUCAACCUCUUGUACAGAGAGAUCAGUCGUUCCUGCAAUUUUUACAUAGAGGCCCUGGCUAUAGUUGGGGCUUGGUACACCGUCAGAAAAUGCGUCUCUCUUGCUUUUGACACUUACAGCACACUUAGGUUGCAUUUAAUUCCAAAGCUGGGCGGCAAGAUUGAUCUUGUCAAGCGGUACGGAAAAUGGGCUGUGGUCACUGGUAGCACAGAUGGUAUCGGGAAGGCAUAUGCUGAAGAACUGGCAAAGCGUGGUAUCAACAUCAUCUUAAUCAGCCGAAACAAAGAGAAGCUGGAGGCUGUAUCUAGAAGCAUAUCGGAAACUUAUAAAGUGGAAACAGAUUUCAUAGUAGCUGACUUCAGCAUGGGGCGUGAGCCUUACCCAGCCAUUAAGGAGGCUCUGAAAGACAGAGAAAUUGGCAUUUUGGUGAAUAAUGUAGGACUGUUUUAUUCCUACCCAGACUAUUUUACCAACCUGUCUGAGGAUCUGCUGUGGGACAUGAUCAACGUAAAUAUUGCUUCUGCUAACAUGAUGACGCAUAUUGUGCUGCCAGGCAUGGUACAGAAGAAGAAAGGGGCAAUUGUGAAUCUUUCUUCUGCAUCCUGUUGUCAGCCGACACCAAUGUUGACAAUCUAUGGAGCCUCUAAAACCUACUUGGACUACUUCAGCAGAGCACUACAUUAUGAGUAUGCAUCAAAAGGAAUUUUUGUUCAGAGUUUAACCCCGUUUGUAAUUGCUACAAAAAUGGUAGCAUGCAGCAGUGUUGCAUCAGAGAGGUCUUUCUUUUUCCCUUCUGCUGAAGAAUAUGCAAGACAUGCUAUUUCUACUCUUGGGUUAUCCACAAGGACUACUGGGUACUGGAAGCAUGCAAUAAAGUUCACACUGGGUGAGCGCCUACCUGAAUGGAUCUGGGCAUGGUUUGCAAUGUAUUUUUCCAGAAUCAUACGCAAGGAAGCAUUAACACGCAAAGUGAAAUAGGAGUGUGCGGAUGUUCCAUGUAAUGAGUACUAUGUUCUCAUCAGAGUGCUGAAAAAAAGUUUAGCGGACUUACUGUAACUUAUCCAUACCUUGCUGAACAAUGUAUAUGUAACCUAGACAUCAGAAGCGUGGAUCCUCUCUGUAUCCUUGUAUUAAAUAGCUCCUCUGCUGCUUUCCUCCACAUCAAAGAGCUGAUCUCGUUGAGGUUAGUCUCCGUUCACUACCUCUUCAAGGUAUUUGAGCUGGAGCAUGUAUAGUUUUAAUUCUGACAGUAAAUCACUGUCUCUUGCAUAGUGCUACAUGAUGUCAACCUGUAAAGGUGUCAGAAUUUGAGCAUUCUCCAAAGUUGCCAAAAAUGGGCUGUUCAAAAAUACAAUCACAGUCAAUUCUGUUAAGUUUCUUCAAUAUGUAGCUUUGCAUAACUUUUCUGUCUUCUGACUGCACGUUUGUAUGUUUUAAGUGCAAAUGUUGUUGCUUUUGAAUGAUAUUAUUUAAGGAACUUCUCAAAAUUAAGGUGUAUGGCAAGGUACUGUUGACCAGGAGGUUGUUUAAAUGACUGAAAAAGUCUUACAGUGCUGUAAAGGAAUUUGGAGAUAAGCUUGUAUGCUUUCUUAUUCCAAGUGUGAAUGAUGUUGAUAAUACUUCAAUUAUUGCUUCACCAGUCUGAAAUAUGGCUGGAGAAUUGAAUAAAGAAUGUAAAAACACAUUAGCUAAAGAAAAAUAAUGAAUAAAUAAUGUUUUGAUUUAAAAAUACUGAUUGGUUUUUCUAAGAUAAAACUUACUGAAGUUUUGUUGCAGUAUGAUUUUGAUGCUUCUGUUAUAUAAAUAAAUAUGUUUAUGCAUAUGUA
This is a messenger RNA of Phalacrocorax carbo (great cormorant), 2029 nucleotides long. The record is from RefSeq and is a predicted model, not a curated record. Lineage: Eukaryota; Metazoa; Chordata; Aves; Suliformes; Phalacrocoracidae.